Anopheles marshallii is the source of this 1638-nucleotide messenger RNA. It is a transcript of the gene Cox10, whose product is annotated as protoheme IX farnesyltransferase, mitochondrial. The record is from RefSeq and is a predicted model, not a curated record. Gene Ontology annotation, biological process: heme biosynthetic process. Lineage: Eukaryota; Metazoa; Arthropoda; Insecta; Diptera; Culicidae. Gene Ontology annotation, cellular component: membrane; mitochondrion. Gene Ontology annotation, molecular function: protoheme IX farnesyltransferase activity. The transcript has 4 exons. Bases 118 to 1638 code for a protein of 506 amino acids.
ACAGUGACCGGGGCAUUCGCGAACGAUGGAUUUCUAGGUGCAAAAGCACCGUCCAUCGGAACGAAUUUGUUGCUAAAGGCAGCAUAAAAUGCUCCCAGUGUUGUUCAGCGUGGUGUAAUGCAUAAAUUUCUCGCAAACGGGCGACUAUGGUGCGACCUCGUUCGUCAAACCGGGCCCAGAACAGGCGGUCGUCCUCCGUUCGUCUUUUGCACUCGGUUGGACACUACUGGCACAACAUCAUGCGCGGUGCAUCUGUGCGCUAUCAGGAAACGCCAUAGCGGAAGUAAUGAAACUGAUUCGACACAGUUUAACGAUGGUGCAUCAAAAACAUCUGCGUUACAUCGACCGUUAGCCGUCCCUUUGGCUGUCCCAUUGUCCGUAGUACCCCCGGUAGUAAACGCCAAAGCGUUAGUUAGUGAAAUUAGUCAAUCUGUAGGAUUACCGACGGGAAGCACGCUUAGGAAAGAUGGGAAAUUCAUCAAUGAAGAUGGGACGAAGGAACCCGUGGUUGCCUCCGUGACGUCACUUCCCGGCUUAAGUAGGUUGAUUUAUCACUACCUGAUGUUAUCAAAGAUCCGAUUAACUUCUCUUGUGGUGAUGACCGCUAUGGCUGGAUAUGCGAUGGCACCGGGAUCGUUCGAGUUGGGAACUUUUCUGCUAUGUUCCGCUGGCACCACACUUGUUUCCGGUGCGGCAAACUCCAUCAAUCAGGUCAUUGAAACUUCGUUCGAUGCUCAAAUGGCCCGUACGCGCAAUCGUGUUCUCGUGAAAGGAUAUCUUUCGCGAUUGCAUGCAGUCGGAUUUGCACUUGGUGCUAGCACGGUCGGAUGCAGUAUGCUGUAUUUCGGUGUGAACGAAAUGACGGCCGCACUGGGCGCUGCAAACCUAAUCCUAUACACCAGCAUCUAUACCCCAAUGAAACGUUACAGUAUUUUGAACACCUGGGUCGGAUCCCUCGUCGGUGCCAUUCCACCUCUGAUGGGUUGGGCGGCUUGUACCGGCGGAGAUCUUGGAGCCGGCGCAUGGAUUCUGGCCGGUUUGCUGUAUUGUUGGCAGUUUCCUCAUUUCAAUGCAUUGUCCUGGAAUAUUCGGCCGGAAUACCUGAAGGCUGGUUAUAAAAUGAUGGCAAAUUCCCAUCCGGCCCUCUGUACACGUGUUUCACUUCGUCAUACCGGUUUUAUCGCGGGUCUUUCGCUACUUGCUCCAGUACUGGACGUGACGAACGUUUGGUUUGCGUUGGAAACCCUUCCCCUAAAUGCAUAUUUCGCAUACCUUGCCUGGGACUUCCACCAGAAAGCGGAUAGCAAAAGCUCUCGGAAGUUGUUCCGCUUUUCGCUGUUGCACUUGCCAUUGCUGAUGGCACUGUUUCUCUUGAACAAAAAACAUUGGUUGUUCAGGGAGAAUAACAAGAGUGAAAUGGUACAACUGGAUAACGGUCUAGGGGCCGGUGCCAUUGCGACGGGUGUGUUUGUGGGUGGUGCAGAGAAGAGGGAGAACGGAAGUGAAUACCUUGUACCAAAUAUAGUGGCAGACAUUGGGGCUUCGGCUCCCUCUCCUGGAAGCAUCAAGGCGAUCGAAGAUAGUCUACUAUCGAAUGUGGCCACUGUACUUCCUACGGCAGGCAAACAAAAGCUUUGA